AUGGAAGAUUCGCGGCCUAGCUCAGUACCCCGACGGCCGGCUCAUCGCCGUGGACUAUGGCAGGCUGGUGUACUAUUAUUUAUUGCCAGUAAUCUUUUUGGCUCCAGUGUUCAGAUUACAACUUUGCCUUUGAUUGUUCUAAGUCCGCUACAGGCAAUUGGUUUAGUAUUCAAUUCUAUUAGUGCAAGUAUAUUAUUGGCAGAACCAUUCACAAAGUACUCAUUCAUUGGCACUGGUCUUGUAUCAGUUGGUGCCUUGAUUAUUGCCGCUUUUGGUGCUAUUCCAGAACCACAUCAUAAUUUAAAUGAGCUACUAGUGUUACUGCAGCGUACUCAAUUUUUAUUGUGGAUGGGCAUCACACUCUCGUUAGUGAUAUUGAUACUAGUAUUGAUCGCCACUGGUAUAGUAGACGAGUUUCUAAACGGAUGGGAGGCCAUUGGAGGAGGUGGGAAAAUGGGCCUUGAAGAGCAUACAAAUGAAUCUAAUAACAGUCGUGGCGUCACACCGCCACGACAUGUUACGGCUCGUAAUAGUCCCCUGCAAAGCAGUAUUCAAAACCACAACCAAUACAACAAUCACACUAGUAGUCGCGGCACUGGCUCGAAUUUGGAUGGUCAUACUGACCAUCGUGAGUUUCCCUCGUACCACGUGUUUCUGGCGAACAAGUCACUGGUGGUAGGCGGCUUGUACGGAGUAGUGGCGGGGAUCUUGUCGGCACACUCGCUGUUAAUGGCAAAAUCGGCUGUAGAAUUAGUCGUUCGAGGGCUAAAAGACGGUUGGUAUGAUCUUUUCCGCUGGCAAACAUGGCUUAUUGUAGGAUGUUUCCUCACUUUCGCUAUACUGCAACUAUAUUAUCUAAACUGCGGGCUAACGCUAUGUUCGACUUCUGUUCUUUAUCCACUUGUUUUUUGUGUUUACAAUAUUAUUACCAUCAUGAAUGGCCUUAUUUAUUUCCGCCAAACCGCUAGCCUAUCCUUUGUCAGAAUCGUGUUAAUUGCAUUCGGAACUUUUCUUGUUUUGGCAGGUGUACUUUGCCUGUCGUGGAGACUUAACGACUCUCAAGCACCCAACUUGGCUGCUAGCACUAGUGCUGCGACUAACACUGCUACUACAUCCAGACGGCAUCUUUUCAGUCCUUCUCAUGGUCGCAGUCGUAGCAACAAUAGUGCCAUAUAUGAAGAGCCUUCUACAGGGUCUGAAACAGAACAGACUCCUUUACUGUUUUUCCAACAGCACAGAAAGUCCCCUCUUAGAUAUGGAAGUCUUGGUUUGGUGACGAAACAACUGUCUACUAGUGGUUCUGCAGAAAGUGGAGCUCAAAGCUCGAGUUUGAACUCCACAGCCAAUGGCGACGAUGAGCAUCCCGAGUACACAUCUUUUCGUACUAUAACUGUCGGAGAUGGCAUCCCCGAACCGGCUUCUCCAUAUAGCAACAGAAAAACCACCCUCCGCCGCGGGAGAACAUUAUCGCAAGAGCAGUCCGAGAUACUAGACCAACUACGGCAGAAGUAA
This is a messenger RNA of Sugiyamaella lignohabitans, 1512 nucleotides long. RefSeq lists its product as uncharacterized. Gene Ontology annotation, cellular component: membrane. NCBI's taxonomy places the organism in Eukaryota, Fungi, Ascomycota, Dipodascomycetes, Dipodascales, Trichomonascaceae. The transcript has a single exon. Gene Ontology annotation, molecular function: magnesium ion transmembrane transporter activity. Gene Ontology annotation, biological process: magnesium ion transport. The record is from RefSeq and is a predicted model, not a curated record. The coding region runs from base 1 to 1512 and encodes 503 amino acids.